Synchiropus splendidus (mandarinfish) is the source of this 1689-nucleotide messenger RNA. RefSeq names its product potassium voltage-gated channel subfamily A member 10. NCBI's taxonomy places the organism in Eukaryota, Metazoa, Chordata, Actinopteri, Syngnathiformes, Callionymidae. Gene Ontology annotation, cellular component: voltage-gated potassium channel complex; membrane. The transcript has a single exon. The record is from RefSeq and is a predicted model, not a curated record. Bases 1 to 1689 code for a protein of 562 amino acids. Gene Ontology annotation, molecular function: delayed rectifier potassium channel activity; protein binding. Gene Ontology annotation, biological process: potassium ion transmembrane transport; protein homooligomerization.
AUGGAGGUUCCGCUUGUCAACUUUGAAAAUGUUGAUGAUGUCGGGAUCAAUCUGGGUGACCCGAAUGACUCAGGGUACCCGACGUCACCCACCUCCGAGACCGCGGACAAUAAUCUCUUAACCCACCCGUUGACGUCGCCUCAUGGGUCUCCCCGAAGAGCACGGCGUAGCCACCGGUACAGUCAAGAAAAACCCUCACCAUCCACUCCACCGACGGUCACCACCAAAGCCAAUUCAAGCAGCGCCAGUCUGAUUUCCAACCUCAAGCUGCUCAGCAACAGCGAGUCUCCCACUGGCAGCGUCUUCAGUAAAAUGGUGAAGGAUUGUUAUGACAAUGAAGACUUGUUUGAAAGGCACUACGGGGAAGAAAAAGAUGAGAAAGUGAUCAUCAACAUAUCUGGUCUGAUGUUCGAGACCCAGCUCAGCACACUAAGCAGGUUUCCCGAGACGCUGCUUGGGGAUCCCAUGAAAAGGAUCAACUACUUUGACCCCAUGAGAAAUGAGUAUUUUUUCGACCGAAACCGCCCGUCCUUUGAUGGCAUUCUGUACUACUACCAGUCAGGCGGCCGAAUCCGCAGACCAGCCAAUGUUCCCUUAGAUGUUUUUGCAAAUGAAAUAGUUUUCUUCGAGUUGGGUCACGAAGCAAUGGAGCAGUUUCGAGAAGAUGAAGGUUUCAUCAAAGAGCCAGAGGUUCUCUUGCCCAGUAAUGAUCUUCAGCGACAAUUUUGGCUCCUCUUUGAGUACCCCGAGAGUUCCAGCGCGGCCAAAUCUGUGGCUCUGGUUUCUGUGUUUGUCAUCGUCAUUUCGAUCUUCAUCUUUUGUCUUGAAACGCUUCCUGAGUUCAGGGACGACAACGAUUUUGUGCCUGGAGUAAUGCAAGUCAUCAACGGAACGCAGAUUCCAGCCCCCCGUCCUCCACCGAAAGACUUCCUUUCGUAUCUUACCGAUCCCUUUUUUGUGGUGGAGACUAUCUGUAUUAUCUGGUUCUGCUUUGAGGUGGCUGUUCGCUUUGUCGUGUGCCCGAGCAAAAGUGACUUCUUCAAUAACAUCAUGAAUAUCAUUGACAUUGUGUCAAUAAUUCCCUAUUUUGUCACACUGGGGACGGAGCUGGCUACGACCCCUGAAGAUGACAUGAACUCGGGUCAGAACAUGUCCCUGGCCAUCCUGAGAAUUAUUCGUCUGGUGAGGGUAUUCAGAAUCUUCAAACUCUCCAGACACUCAAAAGGACUUCAGAUUUUGGGGCAGACCUUGAAAGCUAGCAUGCGUGAACUUGGGCUGCUCAUCUUCUUCUUAUUCAUCGGUGUGAUCCUUUUCUCAAGUGCCAUCUACUUCGCAGAAGUGGAUGAACCCCAGACACAGUUUGUCAGCAUCCCAGAUGGUUUUUGGUGGGCUGUGGUGACCAUGACGACAGUGGGUUAUGGCGACAUGUGCCCCAUCACCAUGGGGGGGAAAAUGGUUGGGACCCUUUGUGCCAUUGCAGGUGUCCUGACCAUCGCCUUGCCAGUUCCUGUUAUUGUAUCCAACUUUAACUAUUUCUAUCACCGUGAGACGGAGCAGGAAGAGAAGCACAUGAUGGACGCUGCGGCUGAGGCUGCUCAGAAAACAUCUGCGGCGAACAAGUAUGGAAGCACACCGUCACUCAGCAAAAGCAAUGGCACAUGGCAGAAUGAGAAAAAUGGCAUACACUGA